Eimeria tenella is the source of this 234-nucleotide messenger RNA. RefSeq lists its product as uncharacterized. NCBI's taxonomy places the organism in Eukaryota, Apicomplexa, Conoidasida, Eucoccidiorida, Eimeriidae. The coding region runs from base 1 to 234 and encodes 77 amino acids. The record is from RefSeq and is a predicted model, not a curated record. The transcript has a single exon.
AUGGGACCUAGCAGGGGGCUGCACGGCAUGCAGCAGCCGGUGCUGCACAGCAUGAAGCAGCCGCUGCAACACCAGCAAGUUUGUUGGAGAGACGGUGCUGCUGCUGCUGCAGCUGCUGCUGCUGCUGUGCCCCUUCUGGCUGCAGGAGUAGCAGCUGCAGCACUACGUGCUGCAGCAUCACCUGUGCUGCGGCCUCGCUGGCAGCAGCAGCACCACCUGCUGCAGCAGUUAUAG